Molecule: messenger RNA, 2063 nt
Organism: Cuscuta epithymum
Lineage: Eukaryota; Viridiplantae; Streptophyta; Magnoliopsida; Solanales; Convolvulaceae
Source: the annotation of a GenBank genome assembly
GCGAACCAAACCUAACGAAGAGGGACUACAGGGCAAUCCGUACACCAUUGUAUGCGUCUCCAAACAGAAUGAAGCCCCCCCAGAACUCAAUUCAACACAGACUGAAACCCCCCCUGACUCCGCAGUUGUUGACCCUGCACCACUUGAAACUUCUGCUGAGCCAUCGAUCCUUUCAAAGAGGAAACUGAGCUUGAAGCCCCUUAGUGAACUACCAGCUGCAACUCCUUCCUCAUCUGCGAAUACUGCUGCGCACAAGGACAAUGUUGCGGAACAGCCACUUGCAAACCUACGCCCCAAAAAGCACAAGCCCAGCACUACUUAGUUUGCAGGUUGCACACAUUUUUUGCUAUGGUGGAUUCGCGAGUGCAUUCUUCUAGCGGGGAUUAUAUAUGACUAUGCACAACCUACAUUCUUCCUAUGCCACCUUUUUUGCUGUCCAGCACGAUGUAUAAUUAGCGGAAAGUCGUAGUACUCACGGCAUUUUACUUGCCGCUUAAUUACCCAUAUGUGUGUGAAUGCUCCCUGUAUUAUAUCUUCAGCUACUUUUGCGUGUAUGUUAAUAUUAAUAAGCAACACAUCUUGUAAAUGUUAAGCACCUUGGCUUGCCAGUUGUUGGGAAUGUAUAUAUGCCUGUCUUUGUAUUUCACAAACACUUUUUUAGCCUCCUUAAUUGCUCACACGCAUCAACGACCAAUCAGAAAAGUGUUGCCGCCCUUGCCUAUCCUCGGCUUAAUCCAAAACGCCCUUGCCUAUCCUCGGCUACGGACUAGAAAAACCAAUCCAUCAACACAAAACUUUAGAAUAACCUGUUAUAUUAGCAUUUAUAAGUAAAAUAACAGGUUAUUCGCUUCAUAGCAGUGAAUCUGUUCCAUAUGAUAGAAAUAAUGCUCUUUUGUAAUAGUUUGUAAUAGAACGAAAUUUUAAUGCAUAUUUUAAUGUAUCAAAGUCCAUAAAUUUAGUCGUAUGGGAUUUUGAUGGAUGUGUUUAUUAUUUUGUAAACAUCCCUUGGUCAAUAUGUUUGUUUAAUCUUUCCAUAUUCACUCCACUGUGUGGAUAUCACAGGUCAUGUUAUCCUCUUCUACCUGCAACAUAGAGUAACUUUUGAUUCCUUCUGCCUUGAUUUUUCACAUCCCGGUGUUCUAUGCCGCCUUUCUUUUCAGGUCUCAGAGAAGCCAAGAAUGUCCUAUUUGUUCAAGGAAAGUUGUACUAGAAGAGCCUGCAAGCCAAGAUCUGUUGGUUGUAAUGGAGAGUGAAAAUAAUGCAAGGUCAAGGUACAGUUUGCACUAUGCCCCUGAAAUUCAUGAAAGUGGCAGUAUGGAUUAUGCGGAUGGUUCUGAUUUUGAAGAGAGGAUAAUGCGACGUUUUGCUGCACUUACCAGCAAAGCUCGAUCCAUUAGUAGAAUGAUAAGAAUGACGUCUUCAGGGGUGGUUCUUCCUUCUACACCCACUGAAGCUGGUUCUCAUCUGCAUCACAUAACAGACUACCCAGAAGAGUCUCAAGGAAGAGUUCAUGAAUUUCUUGGGAGUGGUCUACCUCCUUCUAGAACAACAUCUGGCCAAACCACAUCAUUGUCAACCUUUUCAUCUUUAUCAAAUGUAGCCCCUGCUCCUGCAACAGGUGGAGAUGAUUCAACUAAUCAAUGUGAGUCUCCUGAGAGUCCUCAAAGGUCAAGUUCAUCUGAGUUGCUUGCAUUCUCAGAGUCCAUAAAAUAUAAACUCUCUGCUGCUUCAUCCAGGUGAUGGAAAUUUCUGCAUACCAGGGAACAAGAGGGCUCCAAACAUCAUGUCAUUUCAGAUAACCUGCAAGUGUAAUUUUAUGUUUUUCCUUGCACCUGCUUAUAUUUUGGUCAAUGGUUCUACUUGGAUUCUCCGUCAAAUAAAGACCCAUAACUAGGUUCUGUCACACUUAUUUCUUUCCCCUUUAUUUAGUCAUACUUCUCGGGAAUUGGUGACAUAUUUUGCAAAAAUUUAAAUGGUUGAUGAUUGUUCCCAGUGUAAGAUAUGUUUUCUUAAGGUGGCACUUUUUAACAAAUUUGUCCAGAUUAAGAUAUGUUAUCUUCUCC